Molecule: messenger RNA, 2142 nt
Organism: Owenia fusiformis
Lineage: Eukaryota; Metazoa; Annelida; Polychaeta; Sabellida; Oweniidae
Source: the annotation of a GenBank genome assembly
CAAUAAGAAGUGAAAUACCCUUGGACUAGGAUGUAAAUAUGAGAACAUGAGCAAGUUCUUUAAUGUACUACCCGAGAGACGCUUACGUUUAGUACUUACAACACUGCAAUUCAGAGAUGACAAUUAAGAAUGUUAGAGGCAUCGUGAGACUUAUAACGAAGAUUGAAAAAACUGACGCAAAAACGAGAAUUUGGCAGGAGACCUCAAUGCUUACAAAAUAACACAACUUGAAGUUAGAAUACCAGAAUGCCCGCCGUUUGAGAAGUUACAAUUAGGAAGGUCCAAACAAAGAUAGGGAUUAAUUUAUCAACGGUAAAAUAUAAACGAGGACUUAAUUCAAUUCGGCGCAGAUAGAUUCAGGUCCCUAGUGGCGUUGAUGAGAGACGAUGUAUCGAUAUAUUUUAAUGUGUUGAAGACCUGGCAGGAAUAAUGUGCAACAGUGUCACGAAAGACUUAGUUACUAUGACAAUGGAUCAACUUGCGAAUACUUCAUUUACUGAUGAUCCGGUAAGAAAUGUUCCCUUGAGUGAAAUAUUUCAUCUUGCUAAAAAUUAUAACGAAUACAAAAUCGGCGCUAUGAUACAUCGCUAUUGGCCGAUGGUUAUUCUUCCAUUUGGACUUGUUGGCAAUCUUCUUGCGUUUUUGGUGAUGACCCGGAAGCAAAGUCGGCAGAAAUCGACGUGCAUCUAUAUGGCGGUUCUUUCAGUUACCGAUACCGUGUCUCUCUUCAUUCUGCUUUAUCAUUGGAUCGUCACGAAUUUCGUCCAGUUACCAAUCACAGAGUACCAUAACGAUAUCAACUGCAAGAUUCUCUCCUAUAUUUCUCAGGUCACCACCGAAUACGGCGUCAGCGUAAUUAUCGCGAUGACCAUUGACCGUUACAUCGCCGUGAAGUACCCGAUUCACAGCGUCACCUGGUGCUCAUUGAAAAGAACUCGUAGGAUUCUUGUCAUUGGGAUAAUCAUUCUGUCUAUUUAUAACAUCCCCAUUCCAUGGAUGAGUGGCUCGGUGGAAUGGGACAUCUGCGCAACUUUCAAUACACAGGAUGACUUUACUGCUGCCUAUAGCUGGAUAUACAUCAUAUUUGGCUCGGUCUUUCCAGUAGUUGCGUUAAUGUGCUUCAAUACUCUUAUCAUUCGCUCUAUUCGUGACCAAAGCAAAAAGAUUCUGAACCUACGAGUAGGUCAAGGUCAUAGUAGGUCACAGUCGAACGCAUCAAAUGACUCACGCCUUAUAAGGCAAUCGAGCAAAGAAACAUGGGGCCUGUCACGUGGGGACAUUCAUUCCAGACAGAGACAGUUGACAUUGAUGCUUUUAUUGGUGACUUUCACGUUCAUUCUACUGACCUUACCUCAAUAUAUUCGAUACACCCUUUACGUAACCCUAGACUAUCAUUCCUCCGCAAAGUUAUAUGCUUUGUACACCUUGAUCUACCACAUCUCCAACAAGUUAUGGUUCACCAAUUGUGCCGUUAAUUUCUAUCUCUAUUGUCUAGUUGGUGAGAAAUUUAGGAGAGAUUUAAAAACUCUUUUCUCGCGAGAAUCAAAACGCCCUAUAUAUUUAGAACUUGCUUUACAAUUUGGUCAAAGGUCUACUCCGUUUGAUUCGAGAAGGACCAGUGCUAAAAGUAGUCCAGUGUUCGCACGUGAAAUGUCGGCCAUUAACGAAGAGCUAUCAGUUGCUAUGGAAACAACCAUAGUUGCAACCGACACUAGAAAUAACACUGGAAUCAUCAAAGAGCAACUGGGAAAGGAGACAAAUGGCGUGAGGAAGUAUAAAAACGGUGUCAGCAAAUAUGUCAAUGGAGAAACCAAGCACAUGAAUGGAGAAAUCCACGAUAGUACACUGAUCGUUAAUGGCGUACAAUAAUGUAAUUAUGCCGCUGUUUGGACUGAUUAAUUGAUUGUCAUGGGAUUCCUUCUUGACCAACUCUCGAUCGACGAUUACAUUAGAUUGCGGCAUACAUCUAGUUGUAGUUCUACAUGUGCAUUAGGAAACAGCAGACGUUGGCAAAGAGGGGUCGGCUCAAGCAAUCGAUAAUUUAUAGCUGGUCUUAUUUAAUUAUCACUAUUUGUAAAAAUAUAAAUUCAAAUACAGUACUUUUACAAAAAACAAUUCCUGAAACAAGCAGUAUUAAAUGUC